Molecule: messenger RNA, 588 nt
Organism: Hippocampus zosterae (dwarf seahorse)
Lineage: Eukaryota; Metazoa; Chordata; Actinopteri; Syngnathiformes; Syngnathidae
Product: E3 ubiquitin/ISG15 ligase TRIM25-like
Exons: 1
Coding region: 13-588 (191 amino acids)
Molecular function (GO): zinc ion binding
Source: RefSeq, a predicted model, not a curated record
CCAAGUAGAGCUAUGGGGACUGUUGAAGAAACUCUGAAGUGUCCUGCCUGCCAGGAUUUUUUCACAGAUCCUGUCAAACUCCCAUGCAGACAUGAUUUUUGUCUGACCUGCAUCCAGGCUGUCUGUGAAGAUGGUCCUUUUUUCUGCCCAGAGUGUCAGAUCCUGCUACCAUCCAACAUCACCCUGGAGAUAGAUGCAAGCCUACAAAGCAAAGUGAAUGAUUUCAUUAUUAAAUCAUUGACGUCGUCGCCACGGACAGAAACCAAAUCUUCAUCAGUAAUCCUCUGCGACCACUGUAUUGCGGCGCCAUCAGAAGCUAUUCGGACCUGCCUGACCUGUGACGCCUCUUUGUGCCAGGCCCAUGCAUUGUUGCACCAGCAAAGGUCUGUACUGAGGGAGCACACCGUGGUGGAGGUGACACAGGAUCUGCUGUCUUUAAAAUGCAAGGAGCACCGUGAUGAGCUGAAGUUCUUUUGCUUGGAGGAGAGAGUCCCUGUUUGCUGUCUGUGUGUCCUGGUUGGUGCACACAAGAAUCACAAAGCAGCCCGACUACAUGAAGCCUGCACAGACUUAAAGGUCAUUAAAUAA